Messenger RNA from Nasonia vitripennis (jewel wasp), 2079 nucleotides. Its product is annotated as facilitated trehalose transporter Tret1. Gene Ontology annotation, cellular component: membrane. The transcript is spliced from 3 exons. The record is from RefSeq and is a predicted model, not a curated record. Gene Ontology annotation, molecular function: transmembrane transporter activity. NCBI's taxonomy places the organism in Eukaryota, Metazoa, Arthropoda, Insecta, Hymenoptera, Pteromalidae. Gene Ontology annotation, biological process: transmembrane transport. The coding region runs from base 157 to 1527 and encodes 456 amino acids.
GUCGUCGGUGCGUAUUUACUCUGAAAUGAAUGCAGUCGUGUUUCUGCUGCGACGACGAACAGACGCAGCGAGCUUGAAUCCGGUUAGUAGACUUCGCGCGAGUGAUGGGAUAAACAUGACGGAUAUCGACAGUUGAAACUGUCAUUUCUGCUCGAGAUGAUUCUUCCGAUUGCAAAGAACGUUAUUUUUCCGCAAUGGUUCGCUGGAAUCGGAGUAACGAUGCUCCUCAUCCAUAUGGGUUUGAUGGGCGGCUGGGCAUCGCCGACACUGGCUCGGCUGGCUGCUUCGGACUCACCCAUCCCGCUGGAUCCUGAUCAAGCAUCAUGGGUGGCAUCGCUCGUGAACUUCAGCAGAUUCUUCGGUGGCAUCCUCGGUGCUGUUACUACGAACUUCUUCGGCAGUAAGAAGUCCAUCCUUGUGACAUGCGUCCCGAUACUCGUCGGCUGGCUCACGGUAGUUUUCGCCGAUGCCGUCGAGUGGUUGUACAUUUCUCGUCUAUCCAGCGGUCUCGGUCUCGGUAUGGCCUUCAGCACGUUCCCUCUCUACAUCGGCGAGGUCUCAAUACCCGGAAUUCGAGGUGCCCUCAUAUCCCUUGCAACGGUCGGCGCACCCUUUGGUCAAGUCAUCGCCAGCGUCUGUGGCUCAUACCUGACCAUCAGCGAAGCUGCAUCCAUUUACUUGGCUCUCGCCCUUUCGCUCACGAUGUUGUUCUUCUGGCUGCCCGAGUCACCCCACCAUCUCGUUAAAAUUGGCAAAGACGACGCUGCUAAAAAAUCUAUCGACUGGUACAGACACGGCAGAGGAGUCGACGAAGAAUUGACGGCGGUUCAGAAUUUCGUAGCUGCGAACGCUGCCCAGAGCUUCACUGAUAAGCUCAGAGAGUUCAAAACAAGACCGGUUAGAAAGGCGACGUUUCAAAUCAUGGCAUUAUUCACAUUCACGCAAAUCUCCGGCUUGAACAUCAUCAUGUUCUUUAUGGAGACAAUUUUAUUGAGAGCCAAAUUUACACUGGUGAAUCCAGCUUUGAUAGUCAUCUAUGUCAAUAUUUGCAGUACUGUCGCUGCAGCUGCUUCGAUUUUCCUGAUCGACAGAUGUGGACGACGAUUUCUGCUAAUAUUAUCUAGUGCAGGCACAACGAUUUCUAUGGUUGGUCUCAUGAUGCACUUCUUCCUCAUGGAUGCAGGAAGAGACAUGACGAACUUGCAAUGGCUACCCAUGACUUCGGUGUUUAUCUUUAUGAUUUCCUUCUUCAUGGGCUUGUUUCCAGUACCCAAUGCUGUUUUGAGCGAAACAUUUCCUGCAAAUAUUAAAUGCAUAGCAGCCUGCAUCGCCAUUCUAACUGGCGCAGUCAUGUCGUUUGUAUCAGCCAAAACUUACCAGCCGAUAGUGGAUGCCCUGGGCGAUGCUUAUGUAUUUUUGAUUUACGCGAUAUUGUCCGUCAUUGUGAUACCAUACACGUUGUUUAUAAUGCCGGAAACGAAAGGCAAAAGUUUACAGCAAAUACAAGACGAGCUUAUGAAGAAGUAACCGUUUCUUUAAUUUUGUAUCAUUAACUUAUAGUUACACUAACGUCAAUUAAUAGUUACCAUUUUAAUUUUCAUAAAAUUUAUUUAAUUUAAUAAUAUAGUCCUAACACUAUAUCGCACGUUCUAUGAAAUGACCGAAUGUUCGAUGGUCUUGUUCACAAAAAGUCUCUGAAAGUCCCAUCCCACAGAUUUGCAGUUUCGUGUCGAUGCAUGUAUAAUGCAACACGAAUUUUGGGAACCUUCCAGAACCGGUUCUUUCUUGAAACUGGUUUAAACACAACUUUCGAUAAUUUCGGGUGGAGCUCUUUUAAGGAGUUUUUGCCACGCUACAAUAAGUAUAUGUGCAUCUGGACGACCAAAAACCGCGCAGAAGUGUGUUGUCCGACCGGAAGACCAGGCCGAAGCACCGCUUGUAAGUACCUUCUUCUCUCUACGGAAUAUUCAGCCAAGAAGUUUUCUUUCCUUCGCCCAGCUGUAUUGUGAAACACGGCCGUGCCGUACUUGUACUUUUAUAUCGAAAUAAAUUCAGUGGCUUGUUUGUGUUUAGCUCAAA